AUGGCCGCCGGUGCAGCCCAUAUGCUUUCGGUCGAGGACCCCCGCACCUCGCUUCGGUCUCGAGGCCAGACAGGCAUUAGGAUCGGGGCGCAAGGAAUCAACAAGGUCAUUCAGCACCCACAGAUCACAGCGGGAAGUGAAGUCAAAGAUCAGAAGGGAGCUUUACGGUCUGAGAUCGCUUUCAAGCUGACUUCGAACAGAGACCAAGAAAGGAUGGUGGCUGGUGACAUUACGUAUUCGGAGCAGAUUCAGACUGCGAACGAGAUCAAGCUCGACAGCGGAUCGACCGCCGAUAGUAUGGAGAUGGAACGAUUUACCAUGUGGCAACGCUUCGCUGGUCUCGGCACUCCGAACAUUCAGGAUAGUGUAGAAUUCGCGAAACGAGUCCCGGGCUUCCUUGAAUUCGCUCAGGACGAUCAGUUGAUUCUCAUCAAAUUAGGCUUUUUCGAAGUUUGGUUGAUCCACGUCUCCAGGAGCAUCCUCGCCGAAGAAUAUGUAUCGAGAGGCGCGGUCACCUUCGCUGGAGGAGCGUACGUCACACGGGAGCAGCUUGAGUUCGUCUUUGAUAUCGACUUCACGAGUAGUAUGUUCAACUUCUUCUCUUCGUUCAACGGCCUCAGUCUCAACGACACGGAGAUCGGUCUCUUCUGUGCAGUAGCUCUUCUGAGUAAUGCAUUCUCGGAGCGAACGACACUAUUCGACGCCCGGACCGUGGAGCAAUGUCAGGCCCGACUUGUCGAAGCUCUAAAACUCCAAGUUAUCCGGAAUCAUCCAUCUGACCAACAACUCUUCAGUCAAAUCAUCGCGAAGCUGCCCGAACUCCGACAACUAGGCAACCGGCACGCGGACCAUCUCCAAUGGUUCAGAACUCGUUGGGAGAGACUCUCGCAUCUGCAGCCCUCGUUCGCCGAAAUCUUCGACAUCCCUCUCACGCAAGCGUAG
This is a messenger RNA of Galendromus occidentalis (western predatory mite), 942 nucleotides long. Its product is annotated as ecdysone-induced protein 78C-like. Gene Ontology annotation, biological process: regulation of DNA-templated transcription. The record is from RefSeq and is a predicted model, not a curated record. Gene Ontology annotation, molecular function: DNA binding; nuclear receptor activity. Bases 1 to 942 code for a protein of 313 amino acids. Lineage: Eukaryota; Metazoa; Arthropoda; Arachnida; Mesostigmata; Phytoseiidae. The transcript has 4 exons.